Gekko japonicus is the source of this 1302-nucleotide messenger RNA. RefSeq names its product putative nuclease HARBI1. Lineage: Eukaryota; Metazoa; Chordata; Lepidosauria; Squamata; Gekkonidae. The transcript is spliced from 2 exons. The coding region runs from base 1 to 1302 and encodes 433 amino acids. The record is from RefSeq and is a predicted model, not a curated record.
AUGUCCCCUUUGAACACCAUGUUCCUGAUGGUGCUGCAGGUCAUCCUCGUGAUCUGCAAAAGUUCUUUGGAUCUGUGUGCAGCUCUUUUGAGGAACCUCCGCUCAAAGAAUAAGAAAAUUUGCCGUUCCUGGCACGUGCAGAGCCAGAAAGGUCUAGCUGGUACAUCAAGGUAUUCAAGGAGGUCCAGUGUGCGGUCCCGCUGGUAUGCCCUUGCUGGAGUCGGGGUGCCCCGCCGCUGGUGGGUGUGCCCCCGGAGCAAGAACUGGUGGGAGCAAUUCAUCAGGCUCACGUGGGAUGAGGAGCAGUGGAUAGAGCGGUUUCGCAUGAGUCGUGGCACCUUUUUUGAAAUAGUGGAAGCCCUCAGACCACGUCUCCAGCGGCAGAUCACCAACAUGAGGGAGCCAAUACCUGUUGAGAAGAGAGUUGCCAUUGCCAUCUGGUACCUUGCCAAUGCCAACUGCUACAGGGAGGUCCGUGAACAAUUUGGAGUUGGUCUCUCCACAGUCGGGGAGAUAGUCCUUGAGGUUUGCUGCGCCAUGGAGCUUGACCUGCUGAGGAAGAUGGUGUGCCUGGGCGAUGAGAUCACCAAGAUCAUGGAUGGUUUUGCACAUCUAGGAUUUCCACACUGCAUUGGGGCAAUCAAAGGAAUGCACAUCCUCAUUCGAGCCCCAGGAAAGCGGAUUGAUGAAUAUGGCAACUCCAAGAAAAACUGCUCCAUAUUGCUCCAGGGCACCGUGGACCACAGUGGGCGAUUUAUCAAUGUCGAGGUUGGCUGGAGCGGCAAGACCCGGGAUGCGUUUGUAUUCCGGAACUCUGCCUUGUGCAUGGCAAUGGAUGCUGGGGUUUUUGUUCCUGGAAACCCAACCAUGGAGAUCAACGGAGUUCAGGUGCCAGCACUGAUGGUAGCAGAUGGAGCUUACCCCAUUCGCAGGUGGCUAAUGAAGCCCUUUGGCAAAAAUGGGGACAGGUGUCAGCAAAUGUUUGACUGUGCACUCCACAGGGCUAGGAACGUGGUAGAGUGCGCCUUUGGGCGGCUCAGGACGCGAUGGCGUUGCCUAACGAUGCGCCUUCCCGUAUUUGAGGAGAACAUCUGCACUGUGAUUACAGCUUGUGUCAUUCUGCACAAUAUAUGCGAGGAGAAAGGACAUGGUGUGGUAGUGGACCUCGGUGACUCUGUCCCCCCUCUUGUCUCCAGUGAUGAGGAAGACUACUACCGGAGCGAUAACUGUCAUAAAGAGGAAGGGGAACGUGUCAGGAGUGCAAUUGCUGAUUUCAUGCUUAGUCACCAACCUUGUCUGUGA